This is a messenger RNA of Sesamum indicum (sesame), 1170 nucleotides long. RefSeq names its product small ribosomal subunit protein uS2. Gene Ontology annotation, molecular function: structural constituent of ribosome. The record is from RefSeq and is a predicted model, not a curated record. Gene Ontology annotation, cellular component: ribosome; small ribosomal subunit. NCBI's taxonomy places the organism in Eukaryota, Viridiplantae, Streptophyta, Magnoliopsida, Lamiales, Pedaliaceae. Gene Ontology annotation, biological process: translation.
CAGCGCACCCGGUAGAGCAGUAGCGAAACCUAGCAGAGAAGGAGGAGAGAACCGGCAAACCAGAGAAUCCUGCAACCAUGGCGACUGCUCAAAGGAUAUUGUCGACGAAAGAGGACGACAUACGGAUGAUGUUGGCAUCCGAAGUUCACCUAGGAACCAAGAACUGCGAUUUUCAGAUGGAGCGCUACGUCUUCAAGAGGCGUAAUGAUGGAAUUUACAUCAUCAACGUUGGAAAAACAUGGGAAAAGCUUCAGAUGGCUGCUAGGGUUAUUGUUGCUAUCGAGAAUCCCCAGGACAUCAUUGUGCAGUCUGCCAGACCUUAUGGUCAGAGGGCUGUCCUGAAGUUUGCACAAUACACAGGUGCCCAUGCGAUUGCAGGUCGUCACACCCCUGGAACAUUCACCAACCAGCUGCAAACUUCUUUCAGUGAGCCAAGGCUGCUCAUUCUUACUGACCCAAGAACUGAUCACCAGCCUAUUAAAGAAGCCGCACUAUCCAACAUCCCCACCAUUGCCUUUUGCGAUACUGAUUCGCCAAUGCGCUAUGUUGACAUUGGUAUUCCAGCCAAUAACAAGGGGAAGCACAGCAUUGGCUGCCUGUUCUGGCUCUUGGCCAGGAUGGUGCUGCAGAUGCGUGGCGUCAUUGCUCCAGGACACAAAUGGGAUGUCAUGGUUGAUCUAUUUUUCUACAGGGAGCCUGAGGAGUCCAAGGAACAACAGGAAGAGGAAGUUCCAGCUCUCCCAGACUAUGCUGAUUAUUCUGCUGCUGCAAUUGGUGCUGAUUGGUCCAGUGGUCAAAUCCCAGAUGCCCAAUGGACUCCUGAUGUGGCUGGUGCUAUUCCACCGGUUGCCAGUGGUUGGACAGCUGAUGCAGGUGUAGCAGCUGAUGGGUGGGAUACGGCCGCUGCCCCACCAAUGGCGGCUGCUCCUGCUGUAGAUGUAGUGCCUGGUGUUGCUCCAAGUGGCUGGGAAUGAAUCAGAUUCGCUUAAGUCCAUGUGUUUUGAGCCUUUUACUUGUCGUGAUCAUCCCUCCAUAAAUUUUCUUAUUGAAGCUCAUGUACUAUUUUUCUUGCCUAUGUUGACUCCUUUGUAGCAAAGUUUUAUAGGGUUUUGGCCAACAUAAGAAUGAUAUGGUUAAUUUAGUCGAAUUUUGCUUUAUUUUCUGCUGAUA